Diaporthe amygdali is the source of this 1482-nucleotide messenger RNA. RefSeq lists its product as uncharacterized. The record is from RefSeq and is a predicted model, not a curated record. Lineage: Eukaryota; Fungi; Ascomycota; Sordariomycetes; Diaporthales; Diaporthaceae. The coding region runs from base 1 to 1482 and encodes 493 amino acids. The transcript has 7 exons. Gene Ontology annotation, molecular function: oxidoreductase activity.
AUGACCAAUAGACUGAAGGCAGAAGAUAUUCAUUUUGUGGAUAUGAACAGGGAAGUGCUGACGGUGAAUGAGUUGCUUGAGGAAGGAUCCCGAGGCGUCGGCCAGAGCAUGCGGCGGGUGGCGGAUGCCGAAAAAGACUAUCCUUGUGACCAGACUUACGGUUACCGCCUGUGCGGUAUGGCCAUCCAAAUGGUCAUGCACAUGCAUUGUGCGUUGCAGUAUUCUGCGGAGCACAGAUCCAACGGCACGGUUCGUCCGGAGAAAGAACAGCAUGACACACCAAGCGGAGACCAAUCGUCGAUCGCAAACUCUAGAAAUUCUAUUCCCGUGCUGCGAUUCCGAUGCUUCCUGUGCCCGCGGCUUGCAGAAGGGUACAAUCCUGCACCAACGAAUCAGUCAGAUGGGCUCGCCGCGACAGCUCUCGCUAACUUGAAGGCAUAUGUGGCCUCUUCCUCCAAUCAGACUUGCACUGUUGAAAAUGCGGCCAAGCGAAGAGAGUGGGGCGACCUGUCCGUAAGCGAGCGCGUUAACUACACCAGUGCAGUAAACUGCCUGAUGUCCUUGCCCUCGCGAUACAACAACACUGAGUACCCGGGUGCCAAGAGCCGUUUCGACGACUUUAAUGUACCCCAUAUAGCGCAGACGCUCACGGUUCACUUCACAGCCAACUUCUUGUCUUUCCAUAGGUACUUUGUCUGGACUUUCGAGCGGGCGUUGCGUGACGAGUGUGGCUACACGGGUUACCAGCCCUACUGGAACUGGGGCAAGUGGGCAUACGACCCUAUCAACUCGCCGCUCUUUGACGGCGGCGUUGGUAGCCUCAGCGGCAACGGCGAGUUCGAGCCACACAACUUCACCAACGGACUCAAGGACGGGGACGUCGCGGAUUAUAUCCCACCCGGAAGUGGUGGUGGCUGCGUUACGACUGGGCCCUUCGCCAAUUACACAGUCAACCUGGGCCCUAUAUCGCCCACCUUGGAGGAGCCUGAGGUUGUUGCUGUGAACUCCACGUAUGACUACAACCCGCGUUGCAUGAAGCGGGAUAUCAGCUCGUGGGUGUCGUCGCGCUGGACGACGGAGCAGAACGUCACCGACCUGCUCACACAAUGGGACAACAUCAUCGACUUCCAGGACAACAUGCAGGCCACCAAUAUGACUGGCAAUUUUGGCGUCCAUGGUGGCGGCCACUUCACAUUUCAGGGCGAUCCGGCUGGUGAUAUCUACAGUGCUCCCGGUGAUCCAGCUUUCUGGCUGCACCACGGGCAAAUUGACCGCGUGUGGUGGAUCUGGCAGAACCAAGACCCAGAGAGCAGAACAAGUGCUUUCGGCGGCACCAUUACCUCCAAGAAUGAGCCCCCAAGCCGUAACGGGACUCUCAAUGAUACAAUUGACGUUGGCGUGAAUGGAGACAUAAUGGAGAUUGCUUUGGCCAUGUCCAGUGUUGGCAUGACUGGCGGCCCAUUCUGUUACGUCUACGUCUGA